Messenger RNA from Jaculus jaculus (lesser Egyptian jerboa), 3773 nucleotides. It is a transcript of the gene Apba2, whose product is annotated as amyloid beta precursor protein binding family A member 2. Gene Ontology annotation, molecular function: amyloid-beta binding; protein binding. The coding region runs from base 234 to 2486 and encodes 750 amino acids. The transcript is spliced from 14 exons. Lineage: Eukaryota; Metazoa; Chordata; Mammalia; Rodentia; Dipodidae. The record is from RefSeq and is a predicted model, not a curated record. Gene Ontology annotation, cellular component: cytoplasm; plasma membrane; dendritic spine. Gene Ontology annotation, biological process: chemical synaptic transmission.
CGCCUUCACCUGUUCUCCCCGCGCGAGGACCACACUCCUCAGGCUCCGAGCCGGCGAGUCCGAGCGCACGGCCGGGGAUCUGUGUGCACCCCAGGGCGCCACCGCGGCGGGCAGAAACUGGGCCCCUGCCCUGUCCCCGAGGAAGAUUGUAUCACCCGGAAGUCUCAGCACAUUACAAAGGCACUUGUUUCUGUGGCUGCUUCCCAGUAAUGAUGGCUGUGUGAGCAUCCACUAUGGCCCACCACAAGCGCCAGAGCACUGCGAGCAGCAUGUUGGACCACAGGGCUAGGCCAAGUCCUAUCCCCCAAGGCCAGGAGCCUGAGAGUGAGGAUGUGGAACUGCCUUUGGAGGGUUAUGUGUCCAAGGGCCUGGAGUUGGCCACUCUUCGGCCAGAGAGCCCCAUGCCCGAGGAGCAGGAGUGCCACAACCAUAGCCCUGAUGGGGACUCUAGCUCUGACUAUGUAAACAAUACAUCGGAGGAGGAGGACUAUGAUGAGGGCCUCCCUGAAGAAGAGGAGGGCAUUACCUACUAUAUCCGCUACUGCCCUGAGGAUGACAGCUACCUGGAGGGCAUGGACUGUAACGGGGAAGAGUACAUGACUCAUGGUGCACAUACUGUGGACACUGAUGAGUGCCAGGAAGCCGUGGAGGAGUGGACAGACUCGGCGGGCCCUCACACUCAUGGCCAUGGGGCUGAAGGCAUCCAGAACUACCCAGAUAGCCACCUGCCUAUCCCAGAGGAUGAGUCCUCUGUCCUGGAGGUCCAUGACCAAGAGGAAGGUGGCCACUACUGUUCCAACAAAGAAGGCUACCAGGACUACUACCCCUCAGAGGCCAAUGGGAAUGCAGGUGGUGCCUCCCCAUACCGCCUGAGGCGUGGGGAGGGGGACCUGGAGGAGCAGGAGGAGGACAUCGACCAGAUCGUGGCCGAGAUCAAGAUGAGCUUGAGCAUGACCAGCAUUACCAGCACCAGCGAGGCCAGCCCUGAGCACAUGCCCGAGCUGGGGCCUGGGGACUCCACAGAGGCCUGCCCACCUGGAGAGGUCAGUCGUGGGCCCAGUAGACACGAGGCAAGGCCCAAGUCACUGAACCUCCCUCCAGAGACCAAGCACUCUGGAGAGCCUCAGAGAGGCCUAAAGACCAAGAUCCGAACCCCAGAGGAGAGGCCAAAGUGGUCCCAGGAACAGGUUUGCAAUGGUUUGGAGCAGCCCAGGAAGCAGCAGCGCUCUGAUCUCAAUGGGCCCAUUGACAACAACAACAUCCCAGAGACAAAGAAGGUGGCAUCAUUUCCAAGCUUUGUGGCUGUUCCAGGGCCCUGUGAGCCAGAGGACCUCAUCGAUGGCAUCAUCUUUGCUGCCAACUACCUGGGCUCUACCCAGCUGCUCUCAGAACGCAAUCCAUCCAAAAACAUUCGGAUGAUGCAGGCCCAGGAGGCCGUCAGCAGAGUCAAGAGGAUGCAGAAGGCUGCUAAGAUCAAGAAAAAAGCGAACUCUGAGGGAGACGCUCAGACGCUGACGGAAGUAGACCUCUUUAUCUCCACGCAGAGGAUCAAGGUUUUAAAUGCGGACACGCAGGAAACCAUGAUGGACCAUGCCUUGCGCACUAUCUCCUACAUUGCAGACAUUGGGAAUAUUGUGGUUCUCAUGGCCAGACGCCGCAUGCCCCGGUCAGCCUCUCAAGACUGCAUCGAGACCACUCCUGGGGCCCAAGAGGGGAAGAAGCAGUAUAAGAUGAUCUGCCACGUGUUUGAGUCAGAGGAUGCCCAGCUGAUAGCCCAGUCCAUUGGACAGGCCUUCAGUGUGGCCUACCAGGAGUUCCUGAGGGCCAAUGGAAUCAAUCCUGAAGACCUGAGCCAGAAGGAAUACAGCGACAUUAUCAACACCCAGGAGAUGUACAAUGAUGACCUCAUCCACUUCUCAAACUCAGAGAACUGCAAGGAGCUGCAGCUGGAGAAGCACAAGGGUGAGAUUCUGGGCGUGGUAGUUGUGGAGUCAGGCUGGGGCUCCAUCUUGCCCACAGUGAUCCUGGCCAACAUGAUGAAUGGAGGCCCGGCAGCCCGCUCAGGGAAGCUGAGCAUCGGAGACCAGAUCAUGUCCAUCAAUGGCACCAGCCUGGUGGGGCUGCCUCUUGCCACCUGCCAGGGUAUCAUCAAGGGCCUGAAGAACCAGACACAGGUAAAGCUCAACAUUGUCAGCUGUCCCCCUGUCACCACGGUCCUCAUCAAGCGGCCGGACCUCAAGUACCAGCUGGGUUUCAGUGUGCAGAAUGGAAUUAUUUGUAGCCUCAUGAGAGGGGGCAUCGCGGAACGAGGUGGUGUCCGCGUCGGCCAUCGCAUCAUUGAGAUCAAUGGGCAGAGUGUGGUUGCCACAGCCCAUGAGAAGAUAGUCCAAGCUCUGUCCAACUCUGUGGGAGAGAUCCACAUGAAGACCAUGCCUGCCGCCAUGUUCAGGCUCCUCACGGGCCAGGAGACCCCACUGUACAUCUAGCCCACCUGCCUUGCCAUGGAGCGGGGAUACCAGGCUAACCCACCUGGGCCCAGAGGAGCCGGAAGCCAGGACAAAGCCCUGACCCUUGACCCCACAGCCCAACUAAAGACACUGACUCCCCUGAAGGAUGUGCCCUCGUCACCUAGUUCUUUUUUCCUUUUCUCUUUCUUUUUUCCUCCCCCCCCCCAAAAGGGUAUGUCUUUAUCAAAGGAGAGUCACAGGAACAACAGUCCUUCAUAAAAACAUUCCAGUGUUCUGCCACAUUCUCACCACGGCUGAUGAAGGGUGCUCACAUGGGUAGCUCUGUGUGGUGCAGUGUGUCCUUCCUACCUGAGGCUGUGCAGCAUGGAUGUGGUAUCUGCCUGAGUGUCCAUGAAGGGAGUCCUCUGUGGAUUGCAGCUUCUGGGCAGUGGAAAAUCAUCUUCUACCCUUUGGCUGGGCAUCUGAGGUUCUACAGGCCCCCACAACAGGCCCACAUGGCCAGUUCUGCCUCCACCUGUGUGGGAGCAUGGGCAGCCUGGCUCCCGGAAGGGGCUUGUGCCCAGUUUGGGAACAUGUGAUUAACUGUAAGUAUUUACACAGAAAGGAGAUACUCCUGAGUUAAAUAAAAGAUUAUGGUCACAAUGUGAAAACUCCAUAUUUAUUUAGAAAAUAUUACCAUUUGGACUUUGACAUUACAAGCCGUUCUUCAGAUGUUUAGGGUUUUCCGACGACACAUGACCACACCUGCUUCUCCUGUCGUAACCUGUUCUGUGGGUCCUCCAUGACUGUGAACUUCCCUGGGCAUCUUCGCCUCCCCCUGACCCUUUCUCCAUCACAGGGCUCUCCACAGGAAACAUUGUGCCAAGAACCAAGGACAGCAGCACAGGAGACUGUCCCUAUUUAAAAUCUAUUUACACGCACACAGCCACACACAUGCUGUCCCCAAACAAGCAAGCCCAUGCCAGAAAACCCCACUUCUGCCAUUCGUGCAGGGACCAGCCAGGAGUGCAAAUUAUUUGGCAAGCAAGGUGCCUGCCUGCUGUGAGCAGUGUUAGCGUGUGUAGACCACGGAGCACAGCGGCUGGCUCAGCUCAUUAGAGAUCAAUGUUAGCUGACGUCAUUUUGUCUGGAAGUCUUUUUCUUUGGCUCAGGCCUUGGAGAAUACACUGUGACUUAAGAAGCCUUACCACUCAGUAACUAAAGCUUUCAGGUUACUGUCCUCGAGGAGGAGCCUGUGUGUUGCAUGCAGCUGACCCUAGGAAGACUUCGUGCAUAUUGCUAAUAAACCUGAAGUCAUGAUGCAAA